Molecule: messenger RNA, 438 nt
Organism: Rhinocladiella mackenziei CBS 650.93
Lineage: Eukaryota; Fungi; Ascomycota; Eurotiomycetes; Chaetothyriales; Herpotrichiellaceae
Exons: 3
Coding region: 1-438 (145 amino acids)
Source: RefSeq, a predicted model, not a curated record
AUGGGGUAUCAUUUUCAAGCCGGGAAUCAGACAGUCGAUUUUGUCCUUCACAAGGAACUUAGCAUACUCCGCGCAACCGUGAAGUACAUCACUGUCGCCCUUGCUACAUUGUUUGCAACAACUGCGAUUGCUGCUCCUACGGCCAAUAGUCCUACGUUUCCGGAUAAACGUGACAGUGAUGUCGACUCUGUUCAAGCCGGGGGCUGGUACAAUGGGCUGAAGAAGCGAGAACCGGCCCCCGAGUCUGAUAUUGAUACGGUUCAAGCUGGAGGCUGGUACAACGGACUGAAGAGCAAACGUGAUCCAGCCCCCGAGUCUGAUGUCGACACAGUCCAAGCUGGGGGCUGGUACAAUGGACUGAAGAGCAAACGUGAUCCAGCUCCCGAGUCUGACGUUGACACGGUUCAAGCUGGUGGAUGGUAUAACGGCCUCAAGUAG